Messenger RNA from Otolemur garnettii (small-eared galago), 1056 nucleotides. It is a transcript of the gene PIERCE1, whose product is annotated as chromosome unknown C9orf116 homolog. Lineage: Eukaryota; Metazoa; Chordata; Mammalia; Primates; Galagidae. The record is from RefSeq and is a predicted model, not a curated record. Gene Ontology annotation, biological process: axoneme assembly. The coding region runs from base 438 to 851 and encodes 137 amino acids. The transcript is spliced from 3 exons. Gene Ontology annotation, cellular component: axonemal microtubule.
UAUGAGGAUCUUCACCUCCCGCCACCCGAGUUCCGCCCUGAGCCCAGCACAGCCUCUCGCUCUCCAAACCGUUUUAAUGUUUGAGCGGUAUUUGGCUUAGGAGGGUUCCAUAAAACUAGCAAAAUCUCGGGGCUAAAUUUAGGCUCGGGGUGUUGGGGGCGUGCAGUCCCCAAGGUCAGGGAGCCAGCUGGCCUACUCAGUAAGCGUCCCCUUGCUGCGAACCAGGGGCACCUACACCCCAUCACUUUGCCAGUGGCGUUCCGGUGGACCCGGCGGCCCCGCCUUGGGGCUGGAGGCUAGGGGCUCCUCCCCAUCGCAGCCCGGGUCCUUGAAGCUUCCAGGCCAGCCCUAACAAGUCAGCUGACCUGGCCGUCGCCUAGCAACAGGACGCCACUGACCGUAGUAGCUGGCGGAGCAGCUGGCCUGCCCGAGGCGAAAUGACUGAGGAGGAGACCUUCCAACAGUGCGCGGAGCCUGCGCAGCCCCAGGUCGCGGCGCCCCCGGAGAAGACCAGCGACUACUACCGCGUGGACGAGGACCUGCCGGCCAGGUUCAACAAUCCGGGGUGCUUCCGGGGCUACGGGACCAAGAAGCCUGCCUCGUUUUACAGGACCAGUAACCAAACUUACGGGAGCAGAGCUCCCACUGUGCAUGAGAUGCCGAAAGUAUUUUAUCCAACUACAAAUAAAUUUUCCAGACAACAUGCAGCCACUGGAAUGUUCCAGAACAACACUGUCAACGUGUACAUGGAGAAAAGCCUUGUGACUGGCCCCGACAGCUACAUUACCCGCUUUGACCCGCUCAACUUCCACCCCAGUUACAACGUCAACAGGCCGUCCAUCUGCGAUUGAGAGGGGCUGAAAGCCCUCUCUAGGGGGCUUCUGACUCCAGUGGCAGCUAUCUGGAGAAUCAUUGUCUCUGAUGCUUGACAAUUCAUGUGACUGUAAAGGGUCUGCCCUGGAAUAGAAAAAUAUAUACACGGUGGGGGCGAGAGUGGGGGUGGUUGUGAAGUCCUGCUUUCUCUGUUUCACAUCUAAGAUGUAUGAGGAAAAGAUG